AUGGCGUUAAAUGAACAAACGGACAUGAAGAUUGAGGACCAUCCACACAUAGCGGAAGGCUCAGAAGAAUCUCAGAUACAGAAGACGUUUUCUGGCUCGACAAUAUUCUUGACUGGCGGUACAGGAUUUCUUGGAAAACUGUUAAUUGAAAAGUUUUUAAGAUCCUGUCCUAAUAUAAAAAAGCUAUAUCUAUUAACGAGAGCGAAGAAAAAUAAAAAUGCAAUGGAAAGAUUGCAAGAGCAGUUUGAAGAUUUGCUAUACGAUAAGUUAAGAAAAGAAAACCCAGAUUUUAUGCAAAAAAUCGGUAUUAUUGAAGGUGAUAUGGGUCAAAUCAAUCUAGGCAUGAGUGAUGCAGACCGAGGCAAGAUUAUACAAGAGGUCGAGUUCAUUUUUCACUCUGCCGCAACAGUUCGCUUAGAUGAAGCGUUUAAGACAGCUGUGGAGAUCAACGUGCGAGGGACGAGAGAUAUGCUACAGCUAGCACGUGCAUGUACCAAACUACGUGCACUUGUGUAUAUUUCAACCGCUUACAGUAACUGCCCCUUGAAAGAGAUCGACGAGAAGUUCUACGACAGCAACCUCUCUGGAGAGAAGCUCAUUGACCUGGUUGAGAAUAUAGACGAGAAUACUUUAAAGAAGGUGACGCUUGGGCUCAAUAUAUAUUUAAUUACAGUGAUAUCGACGGUGCGUGAACCUGUGCCAGGAUGGAUCGACAAUGUAUAUGGGCCUACUGGUGUGGUGUUAGGAGCAUGUUUGGGCCUCUUACAUUCCUUGCGAUGCAACCCACAAACAAUAGCGGAGCUGGUCCCAGGUGACUAUGUAAUAAAUGGGAUUAUAGCAGUAGCCUGGAAAACCGCCAAAGAUUAUCCUGGAGAUUAUGAACAUUCUCCAGUUGAUAAUUCGCCUACUGUAUACAAUUAUGUAUCUUCUGAGCAAAAUCCUAUUACUUGGGGCACGUUUAAGAAUUAUAUGGAAGUAAAUAUGUACCAAACGGUAUUUAUGCAAGUCAUGUGGAUGCACGCGUUUUGGAUGACUCCUUCAAAAUUCUUAUACAACAUUUACUCCUUAUUGCUACAUUGGAUCCCAGCUUACAUAGUAGAUACCAUCGCUGUUGUGAUUAUGAAAAAGCCUGUGUUAAGAAAAGCUUACAAAAAGGCCGGAAAGCUCUCAGAAGUUAUAAGCUUUUUCGCCAUCAGGGAAUGGAAGUUUCAUAACAAAAACACUCUAAACCUACUAAAGGAGCUAGAUGACGCGGACAAACAUAUAUUUAAUUUUGACAUAGGGAGCUUAAAAUGGGACGAAUAUUUUAAGGAUUAUCUAAAAGGGAUCCGCUUAUAUUUGUUAAAAGAUCCCUUAGAAACGAUCCCUCAGGCCAAAAAGAAGUAUUUCAAAUUGGUGUUGGCUCAUUAUUUCUUGGUCUCUCUUAUUGUCUUUGGAUUAUUAAAACUUAUAUGGUGUUUAAUGAAACUGUUUAUG
Messenger RNA from Brenthis ino (lesser marbled fritillary), 1476 nucleotides. Lineage: Eukaryota; Metazoa; Arthropoda; Insecta; Lepidoptera; Nymphalidae. The record is from the annotation of a GenBank genome assembly.